Messenger RNA from Poecile atricapillus (Black-capped chickadee), 7195 nucleotides. RefSeq names its product mirror-image polydactyly 1 (gene MIPOL1). The record is from RefSeq and is a predicted model, not a curated record. The coding region runs from base 297 to 1646 and encodes 449 amino acids. Lineage: Eukaryota; Metazoa; Chordata; Aves; Passeriformes; Paridae. The transcript is spliced from 14 exons.
CAGAGGCUGCCGGCUUAGCGGGGAGGGAAGGGAUGAACCGGCUGCCGCCUCCCGGCAGGGGACAGCGCUCAGAAGGGGGCCGGGACAGUCCGAGAUGAAACUUGCCCCGAACAAAUUCAGGAGCACUCCAUAUAUGAAGAUUUAAGAUUAUAUCAUCUGUUUGUUUAAGCUAAUCCAAAAGUAAAUGAGGAACUUAGGAAAAGAUUGCCAACUUCAAAUCAACACAGUUACACAGAAUUGAAGAAGCAUACAGCUUCAUUUGAGGGAUUCUUUUAAGGGACUCAGUGUUCUGCGACAUGAGCUCUGAAACCUUCAAGCAAAAACUGGAAUCACUGCCAGAUCAAACAAGUUCAGGAGAACAAAUGGAGAACUGGUCAAAAGAAACACACAUCUUGGAUCAGAAAAAAGAAGACUUUUGUGCUGGACUUCAGUUUUACAAGAAUUCUCAAAAACCCACAGAAUUUUUUAUACAGGCAGAAGCUGAAGCACCAACACUUUCAGAUUUGCGUGUAACCAGUCAAAGAGGAAGAGUCCUAACUGACUGUAAUUCUGGUCCUGAAGAAUCAAGCUCUGUAGAAAGAAAGAAUAAGAGGAUGCUCCCUGAAUUUAUAUCCUCAUGGAAUGAUGCUGAAGAUUUAGGUGGAAAAACAGAAACUGCAUUCCUUUUAAAAGAAUUGGACACUCUGAGGGCCAAAAAUAAAAAGCUUCAAGAUAAGCUGGCUGAAAAGGACAAGGAGCUGAAGACAAUGAAACUGGACUUAGAAUUGCAAGACAGAGCUACGGAAGCUAAGAUUGCAGAAAAGAUUGCAGCUCUGGUGGAAGAAGUUUAUUCUGCUCAACGGGAACGUGAUGAGGCUGUCAUGGCAAGGCUUAGGUUAGCCAAUGAGGAGAGAGAUGAAGCAUUUCUACGAGUCCGGCGUUUGGAAGAGUCUCUCAAAGAGCUAGAAAAUAUUAACCCUGAAGAAAAUGACAUGACAUUACAGGAAUUACUGAACAGAAUAAACAAUGCAGACACAGGGAUAGAUAUACUGAAGAAUGGAGCUAUAAUUCUGAACCGAAUACACAGGACCAAAGAACGUAAAAAGAAAAUAAUAGCUGAGGAAAUGAAUGCAGUAAUAGAACAACGGGAUGCUGCUUUAUCACAAUGCAAACGGCUGGAGCAGGAGCUUCAUCAUCUGAAAGAGCAGAACCAGACUUCAGCAAACAACACGAGACAUAUGACUGCUGAAAACAAUCAAGAACGUGCUCUGAAGGCAGAAUUGAUAGCUUUGCAACAAGAAAAAGAAGCUGCUCUCCAACAGUGCAAAAAACUGGAAGAAGAAAUCCAAACAUUGCGUGUUUAUUACAGCUUAUACAAGUCUUUGUCUGAAGGAAUGAGUCUGAAGAACCAACCCAGCUGUGCUUUCAGUACUUCUGAAGGCAGACUGCAAGGAAGGGAGGAUGUUGUGACCCUAAUCUAUGGCCAGAUUGAAGAGCUGGCGGCUCAGCUGCAGCAAUCUCGAUCAGAGCAAAAGGACACCGAGCUGAAGCUCCAGAAAGCCCUGGAAGCUUCACAGGAGGCCAAUGAAAAAGUUCAAAAGUUGGAAAGGCUGGUGGACGUCCUGAGGAAGAAGGUUGGAGCAGGGACCAUUAGGACCGUGAUCUGAUUGAAAGCUGUAGUCUAAGGAAGCUUUCACAUCUGGUGACCAGGCUGCUUCAUUCAGCACUGUGUAAACACUGAAGCCUUAACUUAGCAAACAGUUGUUAGAAGUGGGACACUCCAGCGACAUUCCAAGCUGAGAUAAAAUCAAAUCAUAAAUGUUUAACUACUUUGCUGCUGAGUUCUGUGAUUUGUUAAAAUGUUUCAUUGCAAACAUGUAUUUGUUUUUAACCAAAUGCAUUGUGGCACUGUGUGUUGUGAAAAAAAUAUGUAGAUGCUUAUUUUAACAGUCUGUUUUCUCAGUGUUGUUAGACUGUAGUCUGCUGCAAGGCACAGCAUGGUCAUUUUUUUAAAUACUGCAGGCUUCAGGUUCAAAAUGCUGUAAAGCAGUUGCAAAAUUUAAAUCCCUUCUUUUAUUUGUGAGACUGCAAAUAGUCCAGUAUUUGUAUGUUAAAUAUAUUAACUGAUAAAGUAAGUUGGCAUUCAAGAAAUAUCUCUGGCUGGCAUAUUGGAUAUUUUUUCCUCCUUACUCAUAGCCCAUUGAAUUGCAGGUAGUAACUGUGGCUACAUCAAAGGGCAGGAUAAAUGUGUAGCUUUAUACAACAGUUGAAUAGCUUCUGCUAAUACAUGGUAUUUUCAAUGUACAUUAAAAAGACAUUUGCAUUUAGGUUUCACUGGAAGUACAGCUUAAAAAAUUGCAACAUGAAAGCCUUGUGACAUUGUACAGUAUCAGACAGUGGAGAAAGUUUCCUGUAUUGUUUUUAGUCAUUCCUCUGUGCUUUUAUACAAGGGAAAAGCUCUCAGAUUUCAGAAAGCACCUUAUAAAUUAAAAAUUCACCUUUUCAGUGUUUGUCUCUUUCCUGCAAGGCUCUGAUUGCUCUGCAGUGCAGGAGUACCAUCCAGGUUGGGUUUGAGGCCAAGCUGUCAAUCCUCAGCUUUUUGUACUCAUGAAGUGCCCUAGGAUGUAAAGGCUGAAGCAUAGAGUCUUACAGGGAGGGGAGACACUCAGGGCUGAGGAGGAAGAUUUGGGGUAUACAGACAUUAUAGGCUUUACAGAUACAUUAAAGUUGAACUUAAAGUUAUGUUUGUGACCCAGUCAUCUCCCUGUAUGAACAGUCAGGUCAGUACUCAUAUAAUCCUGCUCAAGAAAGCAGCUGUAAUCUCUGAGCACCCCAAAUUCAAUAAAGAAUCUCAGCAGACAGCUGGGCUUUAGUAUCUCCUCAGGAGCAGCCAACUCAGGCAAGGUGAAUGUAGCUCCUGAGGCUCCCACUUGUCUGCUUUGCUUUUUGUUUAAUGGUGCUACAUGGUCUCACCUCUUAAUGCUUGCUUGUUCAGAUGUUGUGAUAGUGCAGACUAUCUGGGAAAAACGAAAUUUUAAUUUUAGAUGUAGAGAGAGACAUUAUAAUGUCUGUUUUUUCUUUCAGACACUUAAAUGUUAAGCCUUCUUCAUCUGCAGACCUAAGCCCCUCCUAGUUUCAGCUGACCAAACCUAACCUCUUGCAGGGAGAUAAGUAGCAUCCCUCCAAGCCACAUUUACCCAAGUCACUUCUAGAAACUUCUGAAGUGCUCCUUUUUGACCUUUGGUCAAUCCUAAGAUAGCCAGUGAGUCUGGAGCCUCUCCCCCACACCUAUUCAGUGGGAAAAAAUUCUAAUGCUUCCCAACCAGAGGAUGGCCACCCCCACCCUCCCCCCCCCCAGAUUCCAGCCCCUUCACCCUCUCCCACGUGCUGCUGUUCAGCUCUUUGGGUGACUCAAAGGUGGAGCUCUUUGUCCUACUGUCCUCACUGAGCUUUGUGCAGCAGGCAGAUGACAAGAUCUCCUGAGCUGUCAGUGCUAUUGAACCAUUUCUGCUGUAAGGAGGUAGUGAGGAGGGAAUAAAGACAAAAAUGUAAGGACAACCAUGCUCUUCUAGACCAAAGCCCAAAGACUGCCUUUGGCAAUAACAAAUAGAAGAUGCCCAGAAAAGGGUAUAAAGUCAGUUCAGCACUAGUGACCACUCUCCCAAGUGUCCCAGCAACUUGUUAGUUAGAGGCUUUCUAAGCCAGAGGUGGUGUCUUUCUAUAUAGCAGCAUUUUUUCCAUUACCUGUUUUUAAAUCCAUUUAAGUUGUAUCUACUUGUUCCUUUCACAAGGUCUUAGGCAGUUAAUGAUGCAUUGAGUAAAGAAAUACUUCCUUUUCUGUUAUGAACCAGCUCUAUUUAUUUCCUAUCACCUAGUUUUUGUAUGAGAGAAAUGGUGAGGAACCAUUCCUUGUUCAUAUUCCAUGUCCCAUGUGAUUUUACAUAUUUGCCAUAAUUUCCCCCACUUUCCUUUUCCAGAGAGAACUCCUAGUCUCAUUUAAAGGACUGUCUCAUGUUUUUAAUUGGCCUUGUCAUACUACUUUCUUAUUUUCCAGCUCUGCAGUUUUUACUGAGAUGCAACCAGAUUUGUGCCUAGUGUUCAAAAUAUAGACAAAAUGUGACUUUAAUAGUUUUCAUAAUGAUGUUGUCUGUUUUAUUGUCUGUUUUAUUCUCUAUUUGUAAACUUUUUAGCAUUGGACUUACUUUGUGACUAUUAUUUAUUUAGAUUAUUUAUUUGUAUUAAUAUUUCCGUAGUCAAACAACAAUUCUAGAUCUCCUUCCUUGGUUGUAAUGUUCAGCUCAGAGUUCAUCGUAGCUUGUAUGAAGACUUAGCAUUUAUGGUAACUUAGCAUUUAUGGGUGCUGAAUGUCACCUGUUGUUUUAGCAUUCCCUGGUGACCAUGAGCUCUUAUUCCAUCUCUUUUCACUGUUCCUCUUUAAUACUCACUCUUCAUACAGCAAAGUAUCAUCAGCAUCUCCAUGCUGAAUAUGGUGAUAUGAAAUACUGCCAUCUCCAAAUGAACCCCUUCAAUUAAUCACUUCAAGGUGAUUUCUUAGUUAAGUUAAACAUGGCCUCUGGGACAAAGAUCCCUGCAGGACAAUAAGGUAGCUUUUCCUUCACUGUGAAAAUUAAACGUUUAUUCUUACACAUUGUUUUAAUCUAACUUCGAAGUACUUGUUUUCCAGUGUAAAAUUAUUAGUUAUUGCCUGGCAGCUUUUAUGAGGAAGUUGUUUGCUACUUUGAAAAUGCAAGUUUACUAAAUCAGGGCCUGUGCUCCAUGCAGGAAUGUAUUAAGUUCCUCCUUCCCCUAGGAGUGUCAAGAGCUCCUCACCUUUCCCCAAGUAUUUCUGUGUCCAAGUGAAUAAUCUUGUGAAUGCAGGCUUCCUACAGCCAGAUUGUUUGACCUGCAGCCUCUUGUGUCCAUUGGCUUUGUUUGGAAAAGUAGGAUGGGCCAUGCAAAAGCCAUCUAGCAGACUUGAUGUCAGAUGCAUUUGAUUGCAGGUAAUAUUUGAUUCGGUAAAAUUAAAAGAUAGUUUUGCUCCAUAAUUUUGCUUUUGACACGUUAUACCUAAGGUGAAAAAUUAGUUCCUGACUCUGUCUUUUGUGUUGCAACCAAGCAGCCUGGAAUUCAGUGAUCAUUUAAGUUAAGGUGUUUUGUCAUAAAUGACAAAUGUGGAUAAAUGUAUUUGAAUGCUGAUUAAAUUAGACGUAUUGAUUUUUAAAAUUCAGCUGGAAAUGUUUUAAUUCUUUGGAAAGGACCUUGAGAAAUUUACUGUGUUGAGAGUAGAAAGAUUCAGAAACAGUUCUCCCUCUUUCUUGCUAACAACCUGGUGUGUGGUCUUUGGCAAAUUCCUUAGUGACUGUCGUUAAAGGCAUGCAGUCCCUGAAGAGGUUCCUGGGCUCCUCCAGGGAGUUUGCAAAAGUAUCUAUGUGGUUAAUGUCAAAACACUUUCACUUCUUCACCUGCUGAAGUGAGCAGCAUAAAUCACAUAGGUCUGGGAGUGGAGGCCCAGCCUUUAGUGCCCUCAGCAGAGGUGCUGGUCCUGUUGAGCCCAGUCUAACUUUUGCCUUUCAGUGUAAUGAGGGCCAGAAAUCUGCUCUGGUCAGUAGAAAUAGGCCAUAACAACAACAUGGGUUAAUGGGCUUAUCAUGUGGUUUAUUCAUUGAGAACUGAUUGAUGCCUGUGCAGAGCUCUGAAAGUGAAAAGAAGCCUGCUCCCAUACAGCAGACAAAUGCAAUUGUCACUUCUGUCCUAAUAUAUGUGAGAGAGAUGAGAUUGCAUCCAAUUAUGUACCAGGAGUAGCAAUUCAUUUCCCUCCUGAUGGAAAAACAGUUCAUGAUGAAAGGUAGCUCACCAUAGGUGAUUCUUAUGGUGACAGUGUAAUUACUGGUCAAAUUAGGGUCCCUGCUGUCUUGAAUAGAACAGGGAUACUCAGAAAUGUUAUUCCCCUGUGAGAUUUUGUGUCUUUCUCUUGAUGAUCCUGCAGCAUGUUAUGCAUUGGGAGCCAUUUCUGGUAUAUGCCAGGGUAAAAUAUGUAAAUAGCAUCAUGUUGGCUCGGGAUAAGAGCAUUAUUAAUGCUUUUCAUCACUGUAAUUAUAUUCCCAGUAAGCCUUCCCUAAGCCCUCACUAAUUAACAAUAUUGUGACAAAUCAACUUUAAUAGAAAAGAACUAUGGACCUUUAGUCUUUUAGUACUAUUUUCCAUGCAGCCCACAGCUGAAAACUGGUGGCAUGGCAUUCUAUACUGGUGUUGGGAAAACUGCUGAUAUUUGAAAAGUUCAAAGCCAGCUCAGUCUUGUUAGUGGAGUCCUGCUGCUGAAGUCUGUUUGAUUCCUCUUUAAAUAUAUUCACAGCAAAGUAAGAUUCAUUGGUUAAUCAUUAAUGUUAAGGAAUAUUAAAACUGUUUUUAUAAAUAAGCUAUCAUACUGAAAUGGUUUAGUGAGGUCAGUGUGUUGUCAUAUGCACUUUUAUUUAUUUGUUUAUUCCAAAUCAGGAAUAUUUUACAAGAUUGGCCUUUUGUAUAUUCUUACCAGGUGAUCAAGAGUUGUAACAUCUUUAAUCCAUUUGCACAAAUGAACUUACUGUCUAAAUGUCAGGAUUUCUCUGUGUCUUUAUUUCCUUCAAUUAGAACAAGGCUGUUGGUUUUGUUGCGUUUUCUUCUUCUUAACUUAUACCCCUGAAGAUUUUCCUCCCAUGCAAGAAUCAGCUGUGGGGCACAUGAAAUCUCUGGCGGGCAGCUUUUCUUGCUGUGAUAGCAGCGUUACAUGGGCUGACUCUUAUCACUGUAACAUUUCACAUCAGGUCUGCAGAACUGGACUUUCUCUGUUUGUUCUUCUCAUGCAUUGGUAAAUAAAAUGUAUUCACGAGUUCAAAAAGACAAAGUAGUGUUCUCAUAUUAGGUCGAUUAUAAGUCAGCUGUUGAGCUUCAGUGUUCUAAACAUUUCAUUCUUCAGUUUUGUUGGGAGCCCACGUGUUCUGGGAGGCUUUUAAACAAAUACUUGAAAUGGUUGAAAGAUUUACAUUGCCAGUGCCUAGCUAAAUAUGUAGUCUUUAGAAAAGACAUGGUUUAUUUUGGCACCAUUUGACAAACUCAAAUAUUUUAAACAUUUGUUAAGUUUGAGCUUGCACAUUUGAACUAAAAGUUUGCAUUCCAAAAUUGCAUCUCAGGUUACCUGUCUCUCUCUCUUUUGUAUUUUAUAAUCCCUUUAUUAAAAUAG